AUGGACAGGUACGAGACCAGGAACAGGUAUGAGACCAGGUACAGGUACAAGACCAGGGACAGGUACGAGACCAGGGACAGGUACGAGACCAGGGACAGGUACGAGACCAGGGACCGGUACGAGACCAGGAACAGGUACGAGGACCAGGGACCGGAGAGGACCAGGAACAGGUAUGAGACAAGAGACAGCUAUGAGACCAGGGACCGGGAGAGGACCAGAGACGGGUAUGAGAUCAGGACAGGUACAAGUUCACACAGGGACAGCUAUGAGACCAGGGACCGGGAGAGGACCAGAGACAGGUAUGAGAUCAGGGACAGCUAUGAGACCAGGGACUGGGAGAGGACCAGAGACAGGUAUGAGAUCAGGGACAGCUAUGAGACCAGGGACAGGUAUGAGACCAGGGACCGGGAGAGGACCAGGGACAGGCAUGAGACCAGGGACAGCCCCGGCGGCUCCCGCCUCGCCCCUCACGCGCUCUCCCGUCGGGCUUCCUGGUCGAGGACCUGCUCGGAAUCAGCCACCUGCCGGGUACCUGCACCGGACCGGCCCGGGACGGGCGGCCCGCCCCGGAUCCGACAGCCCCCGCACAGCCUGCACGGACCCGCGUACCUUAAGUUCGGCGUCAGCGCCAUCCUGGCCCCGUCCCCGCCCAGCGUUUGUCGUCCGCUGCCGCUGCCGGUGUUCCAUCCAGCCGUCAGAGCUUCUUAUUUCACAGCCUCCUCCUCUGUGGUUCCUGUUCCUGGAACAUUUUCAUGGCCCCUGGCACCCAGAGGGAAGCCCAGGAGGGGGAUGUUACGACGGGCUGUCUUCUCAGACCUCCAGCGGAAGGCACUCGAGAGAACUUUCCAGAAGCAAAAAUACAUCAGCAAGCCAGACAGGAAGAAGUUGGCCAGUAAGCUGGGACUGAAAGACUCGCAGGUGAAGAUCUGGUUCCAGAACCGGAGAAUGAAAUGGAGAAACUCCAAGGAGCGGGAGCUGCUGUCAACAGGAGGCUGCCGCCAGCAGACUCUCCCCACCAGGACCAACCAGCACCCAGACCUCACCGACGUGGGCGCCUACUGCCAAACCCUGAGCCGGACUGCAGCCAGCACCCGCGCUCUGCUCCAAGGUGCCACGCCACAGCUAGUCCACCACCACAGUGCUUCCUGCGGCUCAGACGGCAAACGGGCCGAGCUCCCGGAGUCCGAUGGAGAAGAAAUCACCGUGUCGUGAGGCUUUAGUAGAACUUUGUGGAAUUGGACUUGUGUACCAGCGUGAGGCAGAGCGGAGAGUUUGGAACUCGGUGUGAUGGAGUUUUUGUUUUUUAUUCUGAAGCAGAGUCUUUAAUGUGUAAAAUUUGCUUCACACUGGGACAAAAAUUAAUUUAAAAAUGCAGAAACACCAAGUUAAUCUGAACCCUUAAAUCUGUUGACACUCAGUAAAAAGUUGUGUUCUUUUGCCAGGAUUUCUCAGAGAGCAGCAAAACUACACAAAUAACCAAAGUACUUGAAUUUCAUCGACUGUUUCAGACUAGCUCUAAACGUAAAGUGUUUGUUGAAAUCAUUUUUAAGAAGUAGUGGAGUAUUUUCUACACAUAUCACGGAAUUAUUUUACAUUUAAUAUGUAGAUACGAAAGAAAACCAGUUCUACUUUAAACGGACUGCUGAAGGGCAGAGAAUCGAACCUGUGACCCUCCAGACACAAACUCUCCUUUAUAACCUUCAGACCACAACUUCCAGUUUAGGGUUGUAUUCUGAUUCUGUUUUCUCAAAUAAAUCAUGAAAAUGU
This is a messenger RNA of Thalassophryne amazonica, 1767 nucleotides long. Its product is annotated as homeobox protein DBX1-A-like. Gene Ontology annotation, molecular function: DNA binding; DNA-binding transcription factor activity, RNA polymerase II-specific. The record is from RefSeq and is a predicted model, not a curated record. NCBI's taxonomy places the organism in Eukaryota, Metazoa, Chordata, Actinopteri, Batrachoidiformes, Batrachoididae. The coding region runs from base 1 to 1212 and encodes 403 amino acids. The transcript has 7 exons. Gene Ontology annotation, biological process: regulation of transcription by RNA polymerase II.